Molecule: messenger RNA, 729 nt
Organism: Aureobasidium subglaciale EXF-2481
Lineage: Eukaryota; Fungi; Ascomycota; Dothideomycetes; Dothideales; Saccotheciaceae
Product: glycosyltransferase family 2 protein
Exons: 2
Coding region: 1-729 (242 amino acids)
Biological process (GO): protein O-linked glycosylation via mannose; GPI anchor biosynthetic process
Cellular component (GO): endoplasmic reticulum membrane
Molecular function (GO): dolichyl-phosphate beta-D-mannosyltransferase activity
Source: RefSeq, a predicted model, not a curated record
AUGGCUGUCCGCAACAAGUACUCGGUAUUGCUUCCGACCUACAAUGAGCGACGUAAUCUUCCCAUCAUCGCCUGGUUACUGAACAGGACCUUCACCGAAAACAACCUGGACUGGGAACUCAUCAUUAUCGACGACGCCUCGCCUGAUGGUACACAGGAAAUCGCCAAACAGCUCAUCAAGGCCUACUCUUCGGAACGCAUCAAGCUGCAACCACGAGCUGGCAAGCUGGGUCUCGGUACCGCUUAUGUCCACGGCCUGCAGUAUGUCACUGGCAAUUUUGUCAUCAUCAUGGACGCCGACUUCAGCCACCAUCCCAAGUUCAUCCCUCGCAUGAUCAAGAAACAGAGCGAGAACGGCGCCGACUACGACAUCGUCACGGGAACUCGUUAUGCUGGCGAUGGCGGUGUUUACGGCUGGGACCUGAAGAGAAAGAUCAUCAGCAGAGGUGCCAACUUGUUCGCCGACACUCUGCUCAGACCGGGUGUCAGCGACUUGACUGGCAGUUUCAGACUCUACAAGAAAUCAGUGCUUCAGGAGAUCAUUCGCAAAACCGAGAGCAAGGGUUACAGCUUCCAGAUGGAGAUGAUGGUCAGAGCCAAGGCAAUGGGCUUCAAGGUUGCUGAAGUCCCCAUCAGCUUUGUCGACCGUCUGUACGGAGACUCGAAGAUCGGUUCCAACGAGAUCACAGCCUACGCAAAGAGUGUUUUGUCGCUUUGGGUCAAGGUAUAA